UUGACCGUCCAUUUCCACAAUCAAACCUAUUUAUACCACUCAUUUCCGCCCUAAAUUUCUUGCCACACUUCUUCUUCUUCCCUGAAAAACCCCAAAGGAAGAAGAGUAAAGCCUCUCAGAUCUCAUCUCAAACCCUUUCUUUUCUCUUAUACUCGCCUUACCCAUGGCUCUACUCGUUGAGAAGACCACCUCUGGCCGCGAGUACAAGGUGAAGGACAUGUCCCAGGCUGACUUCGGCAGGCUCGAAAUCGAGCUUGCCGAAGUUGAAAUGCCUGGUCUCAUGGCUUCCCGUACUGAAUUCGGCCCUUCACAGCCCUUCAAAGGUGCAAAGAUCACUGGAUCUCUGCAUAUGACUAUCCAAACUGCUGUCCUUAUUGAAACCCUAACUGCUUUGGGUGCUGAAGUUAGAUGGUGUUCUUGCAACAUCUUCUCAACUCAGGAUCAUGCUGCAGCAGCCAUUGCACGUGACAGUGCUGCUGUUUUUGCCUGGAAAGGCGAGACUUUGCAGGAGUACUGGUGGUGUACUGAGAGAGCACUUGAUUGGGGUCCAGGUGGUGGUCCUGAUCUGAUUGUUGAUGAUGGAGGUGAUGCUACUCUCUUGAUUCAUGAGGGUGUUAAGGCUGAAGAGGAGUUUGCUAAGAAUGGAACCAUCCCAGAUCCUACUUCUACUGAUAACGUUGAGUUUCAACUUGUGCUUACUAUUAUUAAGGAGAGCUUAAAGACUGAUCCUUUAAGGUACACUAAGAUGAAGGAGAGACUUGUUGGUGUUUCUGAGGAAACUACCACUGGUGUUAAGAGGCUUUACCAAAUGCAGGCUAAUGGAACUUUGCUUUUCCCUGCUAUUAAUGUUAAUGACUCUGUUACCAAGAGCAAGUUUGACAACUUGUAUGGAUGCCGCCACUCACUUCCCGAUGGUCUCAUGAGGGCUACUGAUGUUAUGAUUGCUGGAAAGGUUGCCCUUGUUGCCGGUUAUGGAGAUGUCGGCAAGGGAUGUGCUGCUGCCAUGAAACAAGCUGGUGCCCGUGUUAUUGUGACUGAGAUUGAUCCUAUCUGUGCUCUCCAGGCUACCAUGGAAGGUCUCCAGGUUCUUCCUCUUGAGGAUGUUGUUUCUGAGGUUGAUAUCUUUGUGACCACAACCGGUAACAAGGACAUCAUCAUGGUUGACCACAUGAGGAAGAUGAAGAACAAUGCCAUUGUCUGCAACAUUGGUCACUUUGACAAUGAAAUUGACAUGCAUGGUCUUGAGACCUUCCCUGGUGUGAAGAGGAUCACAAUCAAGCCUCAAACCGACAGAUGGGUUUUCCCAGACACCAACAGUGGCAUCAUUCUCUUGGCCGAGGGUCGUCUCAUGAACUUGGGAUGUGCCACUGGACACCCCAGUUUUGUGAUGUCCUGCUCUUUCACUAACCAAGUCAUUGCCCAACUCGAGUUGUGGAAUGAGAGGAGCAGUGGCAAUUACGAGAAGAAGGUGUAUGUUUUGCCAAAGCACCUCGACGAGAAGGUUGCUGCCCUUCAUCUUGGAAAGCUUGGAGCCAAGCUUACCAAGCUUACCAAGGAUCAAGCCGACUACAUUAGCGUACCAGUUGAGGGUCCUUACAAGCCUGCUCACUACAGGUACUGAGGGAAGACAAUUUGACAGAGGAACAAUAUUGUCGCGGCAUGAUUAUUUUGCGUUGAAUACUUUGAGUUUGUUUAGGAUAAUAGUGUUUUGAUUAUUGUUGGGGAUAUAUUUGGGAGGAAGUUGGCAUGUUUUGCAGAAAAAAAUGGUCUCAUUUGAAAGAAGACCAAAAUGUUUUAAUAAUAUUUGAGUUAUGGUUGGUGGUGUGCUAA
Molecule: messenger RNA, 1830 nt
Organism: Solanum verrucosum
Lineage: Eukaryota; Viridiplantae; Streptophyta; Magnoliopsida; Solanales; Solanaceae
Product: adenosylhomocysteinase
Exons: 3
Coding region: 164-1621 (485 amino acids)
Biological process (GO): L-methionine cycle
Cellular component (GO): cytosol
Molecular function (GO): adenosylhomocysteinase activity
Source: RefSeq, a predicted model, not a curated record